Hippopotamus amphibius kiboko is the source of this 627-nucleotide messenger RNA. RefSeq names its product keratin, type II microfibrillar, component 5-like. Gene Ontology annotation, biological process: intermediate filament organization; keratinization. Gene Ontology annotation, cellular component: keratin filament. Gene Ontology annotation, molecular function: structural constituent of skin epidermis. Lineage: Eukaryota; Metazoa; Chordata; Mammalia; Artiodactyla; Hippopotamidae. The transcript is spliced from 5 exons. The coding region runs from base 1 to 627 and encodes 208 amino acids. The record is from RefSeq and is a predicted model, not a curated record.
AUGAUAGAAGGUGGGUGGUGUGAAGAGAUAAAGACAAUGGUGCAGAAACAUACGCAGAGCCUGCGGCACAGCAAGGAGGAGCUGAACAGGCUUAACCAGGCCAUCCAGCGGCUGACGGUGGAGAUGGAUGGCCCCAAGAGCCAGCCCUGUGAACCAGAGACAGGCAAGGACCCAGCAGCCCUGCAGGAGGAGGGUGCUUCAGGCAGUGCUAAGAGCAAACUGGCUUGGCUGGAGGCUGCCCUGCGGCGGGCCAAGCAGGAUAUGGUGCGGCAGCUGCGCGAGUACCAGGAGCUCAUGAUCGUCAAGCUGGGCCUGGAUUUUGAGAUCGACACCUACCGCAAGCUGCUGGAAGGGGAGGAGAGCAGGCUUGGUCUGGGAUUUGGGGCAGGAAACGUCACCCCGGGCAGCACCACCACCUGCGGGCUGGGCUCAGCUUCGGGCCCGCAGGCCUGCUGCAGCCUGGAGCUGGCCCCCGCGCCCUGGAGACGAGCGCCCCUGGCGGCGGCUGCGCGCUCUGCGGCUGCCCGGGCUGUGUCGGGGGCUUCAGCUGCAGCGGGUCCCGCGGAUGCUGAACCCUUCCUGCCCUGCUCCGGAGAAGUCAGGGAACCCUCGCUUCUGCCCCAGUGA